This is a messenger RNA of Hydractinia symbiolongicarpus, 2601 nucleotides long. RefSeq lists its product as uncharacterized. The transcript is spliced from 2 exons. The coding region runs from base 694 to 1272 and encodes 192 amino acids. Lineage: Eukaryota; Metazoa; Cnidaria; Hydrozoa; Anthoathecata; Hydractiniidae. The record is from RefSeq and is a predicted model, not a curated record.
UUCAAGUAGAUACGACUGUGGCUUGAUUGCCAAUGUAAAACAUGGCGGCUAAGCAAGUUAUGGCGGGAAUAUUUAAAAUAUGGUUUUACGGAACAGCGGGUAUAUUUUUGCAGAUUUCGUUCCUGCGAGAACGGGAAGAUUAAGGUAUUAUACACAAAAUAAAAAUCUAUAUAAAAGAACAAUAAAUUUAGUCACACUGCGGUGAGGUGAAACAGCUACAUUCUAGCGUGAACUCUGAAUGAGAAGAAUUUCACCUUAAAUAUUUGUUAAAACUUUAAAAAUGUUGCCGCCAACGCAGAACUUUGAAAGACUUUUAUGCUCAUACAAUUCUCGUUAACUUUCCAAGAUAUUGAAACACCUCAGUGUGAAAUUCAGAGUAAAAAUAUUCGGUGAUGGUUAGUGUGUUUUGUCGUUCUAGUGAAAAUUGCCUCGACAAGUCCCGUAAUCUUUACGAUAUUUUGCCGACAUCGCAUUUCUUUCUUUUUUCCGCUGCACUCCAAUUCCGUUCUGUGAAUUACUGACUUUAAGCCGCUGAAACACGUGAUUCGAGUUCGAUUCUUGGGAAUCCCGUUUAAGGGGGUCAAUAAAAACUAAAUUUCUUCGAAAAGUUUACUCAAAACAGCGACAAAUAAUCAACUUAAGUUCUAAGAAAUACGAAAUAAAAAUAUAUUUAAGCAUCCGUUGUCUCUGUUGAUGGAAACUUCACCUUCACCUAGGAUUAAGGUAGCGAUGAAAAUGCAAAAGUACUUUUCUUUUUGGUUGCUUGUAAUCUGGUCUCAAUGUUAUGCUGUGGAAUCUCUUCCAACACCACGAACAGAAACUUUUUCCAGAGUUACGCCAUCCCUUAAAUGUCGAAAUAGAUACAAGCUGAGAGCUUAUGUGGACAUACACAGCAACACUACAGCAAUCACUGAACGACGUAUGGCUUACUCUUACGAUAUCAUGACCUGUAUACCAAAAUAUAAAAAUGUUUAUUGUCUAAAAUCAACACCAGCUGAUUGGACAUCACAGCCAUGCAAAAUAAAGGGAACAAUAGUGAAAUGCUCUGUCUUUCAUGAGUUUGAAAACUUCAAUGAUUUUUUCAAUUGGAAACUUCAAACAGUUGCCAUUAAAAUACGAGGUCGUAAUGAUGACGGAAGAACGGAACUGCUAACUCAUUAUAGAGCCGUCACCCCUGUUUUUGUUUGUCCAGAUAUCCAGCAAAUACAAUCUACAGCUGACAUGUUUGUAAAGAAGAAGAAGAAUGGUUUAAUCAUUCAAGCUAAAAAGUAAUUUAACCUUCGACAAUCCAAUGAAUUUUUUUCGCGUUAUUUUAGGCUCAAUAUAUAUUUUUUAUAUACGUCUUUCAAAUUGACAUUCUGCAUUUUUGAUUCUAUGUGUUCUGUUGCAACAGAAGGGCACCAUUUUUAACUAUGUGACCUCUAAUAUAAAGAUUAUAAAGGAAACAAUAUGCGAAUAAUCUCACAAAAUUGCUCAUGUUUUGGACAUAGCGACUUUUUCUUUCCAAUACUUAAAGUUUUGAUUUUAGUACGUGUUGAGAGUAAAAUUCAUCAGAUUCGAGGAUACUUUUUAAUUGCGGUUUAUAUGACUAUCAAGAGAUUCACCACAGAACAACAGAUUUUAAACAAUUUUUAACUGCUUAUCUUUUUAGAUUUAUAUUUUACGUCAUUUUCAACUAAUUUUAGUUUAUAUAUAACGUUUUAUCAAGGAGUGGUUUUAUGCACUAUUAACAAGUUUAUUCACAUUUUAAUACAAUAUAUCACUAUUUUAAUUGGACUCGUAUUUUGAAUUUAACCAGAAACAUUCAAUAGAAAAAAUUCCCCUGUUGUGACUAGUCUAUAAAUUAUAAAUUUGGCUUUACUGAAAACCUGAUUCCUUCUCUUAGUUAAAAGUUUAAUUGCUAUGGCAAUGAUUGGUAAUAUUCAUAAUGGCGGUUUGUUUAAGUUUCAACCAAUACUUUAUGUCUGGUAAUUUGAACAACGUCGUUCACACACUACUGGUCGAACAUAUACCCGCUUAUUGCAUCUAUAUGCACUUCAACGCCCAAACGUUCGCCAAACUUGUAUUGAAUGAUAUAAUUGAAUGCCACUUGGAAAUUAUGUAAAAGUUAGGACGAGAUUUUAUAUAACUUUACAAGUAUUGCAAAACAUUGCAGUAAUAUUGUUCGUGGAAGCCCUUUUAAAAAUACGUUUUUCGUUACACUGCUCUCAGAACGCUCAAAAACUUUAAAUUUCAAAGUAAUGCCACCAUUCAGUCACAGUCUGCAAAAUGUUUAGGAGUGUAUUGUUCGGUAAAUUAUCAACGUGAGUGAUGCAACGAUGCGAAAGUAAAACAGGUCAUGUAGAAGGAAAAAAACAGGUUUGGGUUGUGCAGAUAAUUCCCUUGAGUUGAAUUUCUUAGAAAUGAUUUGUACAAGUAAAAACAUGUUCAUCUCACCAUGGAGGCAUGAUGCUGCUUGUCGAUAACUUCUCUGUCAUGCGCAAGAAGUACGGAAGCAAAAAGAAAAGAAAAGAAAUGUCGAAGCAAAAAUUCUAUGAUGUUUUUUCUCAUAUAGUGCUAGUAUUUUCACCAUGUCAUAUUUAUCAUAUCCUUUUAGCAAAU